Molecule: messenger RNA, 529 nt
Organism: Hyalella azteca
Lineage: Eukaryota; Metazoa; Arthropoda; Malacostraca; Amphipoda; Hyalellidae
Gene: RpS17
Product: 40S ribosomal protein S17
Exons: 4
Coding region: 92-496 (134 amino acids)
Biological process (GO): translation
Cellular component (GO): ribosome
Molecular function (GO): structural constituent of ribosome
Source: RefSeq, a predicted model, not a curated record
CGGUUGGCAACAUCGGGCUAGUCUUCAAGCGGAGUGUUUUGGUUCAUGUAUGCGGUGAUACGAGUGUAAUCGUAAAUAAAAGUUAAUAAUAAUGGGUCGCGUUCGCACCAAGACCGUGAAGAAGGCCGCUAGGGUCAUUAUUGAGAAGUACUACACGCGCCUCGGCAGCGACUUCCAGACCAACAAGAGAAUUUGUGAUGAGAUUGCCGUCAUCCCUUCGAAAAGCCUCCGCAACAAAAUUGCUGGAUUCGUGACACAUUUGAUGAAGCGUAUUCAGCGUGCGCCGGUGCGCGGCAUCUCGAUCAAGCUGCAGGAGGAGGAGCGUGAGCGCCGCGACAACUACGUGCCUGAGGUGUCGGCUCUCGAGCUCGACAUCAUCGAGGUGGACGCCGACACCAAGGACCUCCUCAAGAUGAUGGACUUCGACAAGCUACCCGGCCUGCAAGUUACGCAACCUACUGUGGCUACACCGUUCAGUGGGCCCCGUCGUAACUAAUUGUUUUCGGCAGGAAUAAAGAAAAAAAAUGAC